CACCACCACCGAUUUGUGUGCUGGAAUGCUUGACUCGAUUUGCCACCAGCAACCACAGUUUCACGGAAGAAAAAAAAUGGCUGGUGGUGGCGAUCCAAAAUGGCAAAAAGAUGCAGCUGAUCAAAAUUUCGAUUAUAUGUUCAAAUUGUUAAUUAUCGGUAAUUCUAGUGUGGGCAAAACGAGUUUUCUAUUCCGUUAUGCUGACGAUUCGUUUACGUCGGCAUUCGUGUCAACAGUUGGCAUUGACUUUAAGGUGAAAACAGUAUUUCGUCAUGAUAAACGAGUUAAGCUGCAAAUUUGGGAUACGGCUGGCCAAGAGCGAUACAGAACCAUAACGACCGCUUACUAUAGAGGCGCUAUGGGCUUCAUUUUGAUGUACGAUAUCACAAACGAAGAGAGUUUUAAUUCGGUGCAGGAUUGGGUAACACAAAUAAAAACCUAUUCGUGGGAUAAUGCACAAGUUAUAUUGGUCGGUAAUAAAUGCGACAUGGAAGAUGAGCGUGUCAUUUCAUUCGAACGUGGUAAACAAUUAGCCGAUCAAUUAGGAGUUGAAUUUUUCGAAACAUCUGCCAAGGAAAAUGUUAAUGUUAAGGCCGUUUUUGAACGCUUAGUAGACAUAAUUUGUGACAAAAUGUCAGAAAGCUUAGAUUCAGAUCCAAAUCUAGUGGCUGGCGGUCCAAAAGGGCAACGUCUGACUGAUCCACCUCAAGCUGGCCCAACCAACAAUUGCAAUUGUUAAGGCAUCAAUCAACAACAGCAACAACAACAAAAAGAACAACCAACAUACCGAUUUUGUUCAUUUCAAACAAAAAACCAAACCAAACAACCAUGAAUUGUACACAUUCAGCAUGUUCAUUUCCAUAACAACCAAUCAGACAGCAGAAAUAACAAGAAGCAAAUGAAAAUGAAGGAAAUUUGCAGAGAAAACCAAACGGGAUACAUCAAAAGAUAAGGGAAAAAAAGAGAAGAAAUUUCCGAAAAAUAAAAUUAAAAUGAAAUGAGUAAGAAGUUGCAAAAACAAAAGUUGAACCAUAAUUUUCAAUGGUUCGUUUCGGUUGUAGUCACGCAACCGAAAUUCACAAUUAUAAAGAGCGUCUAGUCAUUCGCAAGAAAAAAAAACAAAAAUAUGUGUAUGGGAAUGAACGUAUAACUUUCAGAGCCGAAAAAAAAACAGAAAACAAAAGACACGAAACUCAAGCACCGACAUUUUUCUCCAUCAACACCAUAUAAGGAUCAAUGAGAGCAAACGGUUCAUACACAUUCACACUUUCAUUCCGAACACUAACAAGAGAUGUGUUGUAAUGAAUCCUUCUUUGUUUUAUCGUGCUACAUAUAUAACAAACUAUUUUAUAAAUGCUUUAAUUUUGAUAAUUCAAAUAUGAGAAGCAAAACAAGGCGAUGAAGCAGAAUGAAUAAGAGAAACAGAAUAAUAAUGAAACCACUACACUAAGAUUAUCACUGAUCAAACAUAUAAAUUCGGUAAAUGUUUUGCACUUCAUUUCAGGGAACGCGAAACUUUUCGAUGCAUUAACAAACCAAUACGAACAAACACAUAAACAAUAUAUUAAACAAGAAAAAAAAACACAACCAAAACCAAAAACCAAAUAAUAAUUCAAUGUAGUAAGUGAAACACUACACAUAUCUAUUUUCUUAAAAAUAAAUAAAAAUGGUUAAGUAGGUGGUCAUACAUUUGAUAAAUAGAAUUGCAUGGACAUACAGUAUGCGGCCAAUUGGUUGAAAAAAAAACGAAAAUUGUCAAGUGUCGCUGUAAUGCGAAAGAGGAAAGAGACGAGGAAAUUUUUUGUGUUGUUUUAGUUGCAAUGCUUUCAAAGAAUGGACGGCAGAAAAAAAGAAUGGCAAAACCACAUUUGGCCGAGAAGUGGAGAAUUCGGUCGGAAAAAGAAUGAUUUCGAAAGAUGUAAAGUUUUAUUCAAUUAAACGAACUCAAGUACGCAAUCAAAUCCCAAGUUGUUGAUAAAAAAAAAUCCAAAUGAAUUGAAGAGAAGCAAAAAAGAAAGGAAAAAAAGCUGAGGAUCUAGAUUAGUUCAAGUGUGAGAGAGCGAGGAAUAACAAACAUUAAACCCAAUAACAAACAAAAUACCGUAUGCGUCGCUACGAAAGGAUGAAUACCGUUUUAUUUGCUGUAUAUGUUAUAGUAGACAAUAAAAGAAGAAACAAGAUUCAGGUUUUCGGGGGAUACCAUUUCACGCGUACCUUUGAUCCAGGUCAUCGUCAUCAAAGGGACACACAUACACAGAGACACAAUGCACACCGUAUGUGAAAUGCGAUACACAAAUACGACAAACCAACGAACAAAAAAUGCGGUAUCGUUAAGUAUAUAGAGUUACCAAUUUUUUUCUUUCCUUUUCUCGGUUGUUUGUUGAGAAAAUAGAGCACAAAUGAAAAUACAGAGAUGAGAAACCAAAACGGCAAUGUUGAGAUCAGGUUUCGGAAGAAGAGCUGUCAAUUUCUCCCAUUCACGAUACUAGCGCCACUGAGGUAUAUAGCAAAUCAAUGUAAAGUGGAGUUUAUUUUGUAACUAAAAUACGCGGCAUUUUUGAAAUAUCGUACUAUUUCCGCACCUUGGUUGAGAUAUAUAAGAAAAUAUUUAGAUUAAACAUAAAAAGUGUAAAGGAGGAAUACAGAGGAGAGCAGAACGAAGCAGAAAAACAAAACAAAUGCACACGAAAUUGUCUUGUAUCAAUGUCAUUUCUUUUUGUUUCGCUUGCGCAAUUUGAACAUUCACACAAAAUACCAUAGAUGAAACGUUACCAUUGUGCAUUUUAUUGAGCAAAAUGAAGAGUAUGAGCGUUCUUUUUUUUCCUGCCACCGACUAGACUAGUGCCGAGCACUGUGCUUUUACAUUGAUAUCUCAGCAUUUUUGUUGUAUUCUCACGCGCAUUUGGCGGUUAUCGUUUUAAGUAAGACCCACAUACACACAAAAUACGAACCCUUUUACCCAGCCACAAUCUCCUGCCUCCUUCGAAAAUUUACUCCACCAUAUAGUUUCAACCAGCACAUAUGAAAACAAAAAAAAUAUCAAGAAAACUACAGGAAUCACACGUAACAUAAACAACACAAAUGCUGUCAUGCCAGAAAACAAGCAACUCGCAGAACGGAUACUGAAUGUCGUUCCGAAUGUGAAUUCCUCAAAAUCCAUGGAACAAAGACGAAACGAAGAAAAAGAAGAAGAAGAAGAAGAAGAAAAAAAAGCUACCGAUUCAUUAUACCUAAUGAUUAAAGUGUUAUGUAGUUUCAAUAUUGUUUUUCGUUUGAUGGAAUUGGCCACAGAAAUCACAUACAGUUCAUUAUUAUUGAAUUAAGCAAGUAAUUAUUAUAAAGGAAGGGAAAAAAAACAAUCAGGACAAAAACAAAAUCAGGGCAUGAAAUACACAUUAUUGAAACAUUGUAUACCAACAACAACAACAACAGCAGAAACCAUGGAUAUGCAUCAUGCGCCUAGUUUUAUGCGACAUCCACUGCAAGACUCUAUUUUCUUUUUUCCACAACAAGAGCACAGUGUGUUCAGUAUGCGGUAAAGGAAUGUAUAGCUUAUUUGCAUAUGUGUCGCUAUGUUGCGCAUCCCUUGUUGUAUGGUAUACAUGUACAAAGACAAUGCAUAAACGAAUAAAACCAUUGACCCCUUGCUCUGCAAAACAACAAUAGCAAAAAUCGAACAACAACAACAAAUGAUGGAUGCAAACAGAAACUAAAGUAUAUAUUAAACAACUGAACAAUUAAGUGUAAAUAACUAAAAUUAUCUAGAUAAUAACAACUAAUCAUUAUGUAAUAGAAGCGAAAAUUUUGGAAAAUUCAAGAGCUUUGAUUUGAAACAACAACAACAAGAAAAAUGACAGUUGAAAAUGCGCUGAUUAAGCCAUUGACUUGGAACCAUACAUAAUUUUGAACUUCAACUGAAACACUCAUCUCGGUCGAGAUUUCCGUCACACAAACUCACAAAUACAUACACAUACAUUUGCAUAACGCUAGCCUAUACAUAUAGGUUCAUAAGUACAUUUUACUUGUGUCGUUUUCGAAUUUUUCCUUUUAUGAUAUGUUAUUGUAGCCAAAACCUGCUCGACAGAACAAUAGACAAGCUAUUAAAAAUGUGUAAACAAUCGCAACCGUAUUUUUUCUGUUCAUUUUCUUCUUUCUUUCGUUUAUUCGCUACAUCGCUUGCCGUUCCAUGGCACAUGUCUUUCACAGGGGGACACAUUCAUAAGGAAACCAGAGAAGAUAGAAAAAAAACCGUUUACAUGAAAUCCAAUUGCAUUUAUAGAUUUUGUAGAGUCUUCCUUUCGUUUCGAUCUUAUAGUUAGGGUUGUUAUGUUUAGCUGGACAGAAAAAAAUUGAAAUAAAUGAAAACAAUUUUUUGUUCUCGAAAAAUAAAAAUGAUAGUGAAGGAAUAUUUGUUUGAAAGCAAUUAAAGAAAAUGGAGUAAUCAAACAAAUCGCAAAUCAAAUACACACACACACAAAAUGAAGAAACAAAUAGUUGUUGAGAUGGUGCGUCUCUCUCAGGUAAUAAAAAAAAAACAAAGCAAACAUUUGUUUAAAUAGGAAAGGAGAAAGAGUUCAAAUAAUUUUGCUUGUGCAUUUAGUUCUCUUUUUUCGCUGUCAAAUCGAUUCUUCGAAAUUGUGAUUAUCUUCUGUAAAUUGAAUACUUCUCUCACUCUCUCUCUCGCUCACUCUCCAACCAUCUAUCUUCCUUUUUUUCGCUCUGCAAAAAUUACCAAUUGAUUCACAUAGAAAAAAAAAAAAAACCGCGCGGUUCAACAUUGGGCAAAUGUUCGAUUUCUUACAAGCUGCCAAAUUGAAAAUUGACAAAGCUCUAUUGGACAACAUACAAAAAAAAAUUAUUAAAUUGAAACAAAAAAAGAGUAAUAAUAGUAAUAGACAGCAAACAAACCAUGCACCAAGUCUCAGUUCUAGUGACAAAUUAUUUAGUUGCACCGACAAAAAAAAGUAAAUGUAUAGAUUUGUUGUUUAUAUAAAUCGUUAAAGUAUAUUUAGCAAAGGAAAACCGAAAACAUUUUGUAUGACAAGGAGUAAACAAAAAGGAGAUUAUCGAAUUUGAUAUAGAUAUGACGCAUGGCCAUUUAAAAUCUAUGCAUUCAUCUUACUUCCAUUUCAAAGAAGAUUGUUGAAGAGCCAAACCAAAACCACAUAUUUUAAUUCGAUCCUUAAAUUUCACUGUGUUUCAACACCCUACUUUAAUUUCAAGGCAUUGUUGAUUUCGACAUAUUUUUGAUGUAGAAUGGCUUCUUUCGCUUUAUUUCAUUGGCUAUGGAAUUUUCAUAAGAGACACCUCUUUUGGCAGAUUUUGAUUUGGAAAGAUUUAAAAAAAAAAUGAUUUAAAUUGAUAUUCCAAACAAUUGAUAUGCUCAUCAUAUUUCUUGCCAUUUUUGUGUAGAAAUAACGAAUCUCUUUUGAAAUAUUACGGUAGUCAUCAGCUUCACUUGCACAGUUUCAACAACAAAUAGCACGAAUAUACGAAAAUGGACCGUAUUUUGCUUUUAGCAGCUUCCAUUCAUUUUUUUGUUUGUUUCGGAUUUCAUCAACAAUGACCAACCAUCUUGAUACUAAUCAGUAAUCAUUCACCAUCUCUUGCUCUCUCUCUAUCUCUCCCACUCUCGCUCUCAAUAUCCCAAAAAAUAACACAACCACAUUUACAACUCUAUUCUAUACUAUACCGACUAUAAUCAAGUCUAUUUUUAUCGACAAAACCAACCACAUAACAUUAUAAACGAAACUUUUCCUAAAAAACUAAAAGCAAAAUAAAAAAAAAAUCAUCAAUAUAAAACACAUUAAAUAUUAUCCUCUCGCCGCCUCCCCCUCACCCUUCAACCAUUCCAAUUAAAAACUACUACUUGUAGAGGAGAUUGAAUUGUCCCAUUCAACGAAUUACCAUCUAGAAAAUAGAAAAAUAAAAUUUUGGAAAAAAAAAACUAUACUAAAGAAAAUUUGAUCUGCAAAAUAUUCCAAAGUGUGAACAUUUUGUUGCGAACAAAAUUUUCGGGUUUGCAAAUGAGAAUUUAGAACAUACAUGUAAUGAUGCACUAUUAUAUUUACAAAACAAAAAUGAGGCAAACAAAACAAACUAAGAAAAAAAAAAGAUUAUUGUUAAUUCAAAUGCAUUUGUUGUUCGUGUUUUAUUAUCAUUUUUGCCCAUGAUAUCAUUGUUUACUUGGUAAUAUUUAAAAAAAAAUGGUAAAAAAGAGACAUUCAAGAAUUUUUGUAUCCGUAAUACGGAUUUCCAUAUCGUUCAUUUGCUUAAAGAAUUUUAUUUAAAACAAAUCCCGCAGACGAAAAGGUAGAAUUCAAAAAUGAAGUCAGUCACAUUUUUUAUUUCUAUUACUGAGAUCUGUUGAGAAAAGAGAAGAGACAGAGCUCAAUAUUGGAUCAUUUCUUAUCAAGUUUUCAUUGCAUUUAAUUUAUAUGUCGGCAGCUUCAAUUUGAUCGCCUAUUUUACAUGACACUUUAAUUUGCUGUUUUUAGUUGUCAUUUUUUUGUCUUUUUUGAAUCGAUGUGUUCAUAUAAUCGAGAGAAAAUAAAGAAAAUAAUUUAAACAAACAUAAUGAAAAACUAAAAAGAAGAAAACAAGUUUUUGAUGUGUUUUUAAGAUUAAAUUCUAUAUGUCUGUUGCAUAUUUUACCAAUAAUCCAAGGAAUCUGAUGAACAAAAUAAACACACACACAUACACUAACGCAGUCACUCACACUCACAUCAUUUCCACAAAUUAUUGUUGUCUAGAAGAAAGAAAAAAUGAAGAAAAAGAAAAAAAUCACUCGAAAACCAAAUCAUUUUUGAAGAUUAUUAUGAAUUGACUUGGAAGCUGGGCAUUUUAUGUGAAACCCAGAUGACGACGACGACGACAAAGAAGCAGAAGGAAACAAAAUACUUUUAAAAUCCAUUUUAUUGUAACACAAAGUGAACUAACCUUAAUAAAAAAAAAACACACACAGAAACAUACACAAACAAGAAAAAAACAGCAACAGAAACACACAAAAAUACGAUCAAUGUCAAAUAUGCAUGGAAAGAUACGCGACCAAAUGCAAACAAAUUCUUCAUCAAAAAUCAAAUAAAAUUCCCAUGCGGUACCCACGACUAUUACUCAAUCCAUACACAUUUUAGAACAAGGGAAACAAACACCAUUUUACCAACACACAUUACAACAGAAUCUGUAUACGCGGUCGCUACUCACGUGCACAUUUGACAAUGACCAACCACUCAGAAACUUAAUUAAUUAAAUGAUGAAUAACAGAAGAAAAAAAUAAACGAAUUGUAAAAUUGUAUUUAAAAUUAAUGCAUAUUAUCAUAAUACAUAUUAUAUGAAGAAGUGUAAAUUAUUCUUGAAAAUAAACAACUAUGAAAUAUAUUUAAAAACCGAAAGAUGAAAGAAAAACAUGUGAGAAAUAAAUAAAUAAUUGAAACUAAA
This is a messenger RNA of Sitodiplosis mosellana (orange wheat blossom midge), 7437 nucleotides long. It is a transcript of the gene Rab3, whose product is annotated as ras-related protein Rab-3. Gene Ontology annotation, cellular component: synaptic vesicle; plasma membrane; endosome. Bases 26 to 739 code for a protein of 237 amino acids. The transcript is spliced from 5 exons. Gene Ontology annotation, biological process: protein localization to plasma membrane; regulation of exocytosis; protein secretion. Gene Ontology annotation, molecular function: GTP binding; GTPase activity. Lineage: Eukaryota; Metazoa; Arthropoda; Insecta; Diptera; Cecidomyiidae. The record is from RefSeq and is a predicted model, not a curated record.